Molecule: messenger RNA, 3881 nt
Organism: Grus americana (Whooping crane)
Lineage: Eukaryota; Metazoa; Chordata; Aves; Gruiformes; Gruidae
Gene: HSF5
Product: heat shock transcription factor 5
Exons: 6
Coding region: 1-1761 (586 amino acids)
Biological process (GO): regulation of DNA-templated transcription
Molecular function (GO): sequence-specific DNA binding; DNA-binding transcription factor activity
Source: RefSeq, a predicted model, not a curated record
AUGGAGGAGCCGUCGCUGCCCCUCAACAUCAACCCCAACAACUUCCCGGCCAAGCUGUGGCGGCUGGUGAACAGCCCGCGCUUCAGCUCCAUCCGCUGGGACGCCCGCGGCGAGGGGCUGCUCGUCGACCAGCCGCUCUUCGAGUUUGAGCUGCUGGGAGCGGGACCCGGUGGGGCCGCCGGGCCAGCUGGUGAUGGGGCAGCAGGAGCCGCCGACCUCUUCAAGACCAGGAACUUCACCAGCUUCAUCCGCCAGCUCAACCUCUACGGCUUCCGCAAGGUGGUGAUGGGGCCGGCGAGCAGCGGUGAUGGCAGCGGGUCCGCCGGGCCCCUGCACCACUUCCACAGCCCCAACUUUCGCCGCGACCGCCCCGACCUCCUCGUCCACCUGAAGCGCCUGACGAGCGCCAACAAGGCGAAGCUGGCAGCCGGCCUAGAGGUGACCAGCCGCCCGCCCAACCGCUUCCAGCGGCUGCUCGGCACAUCGCUGCACGGGAACCCACUGCUGCCGCCCCCAACACUCGGCGAAGCCAACAGGCCAGGACUGCUGACUGUAGGACAAUUUCAUCAACCUUAUCAUCAAGACGGUUUCUAUCCUUACUCCUACAUGUCAACCUCAUCCCAGAACCAUGGCACUUUAACCACAAACAGUUUAGAUCGGACUCCAAUCUCUUCCAGGACAUGGCAGGGUUCUUUUGGGUUGCUUCCAGGACAUGAGGCUUCCCCAGUUUUUCCAAGUAAAGAGGUUACCUUUCCAUCACUCCAGAGGUUUCCAACGGAGGUCACAUACACAGUCCUGCCUGCUGCCACUCUGCCACUUCAGCAAGGGUCUCAAACCAUUGCCACUUCCCUUCCAAAAUACAGCAGCUACGCAUCUUCAGUGCCGUACUCACAAGCCUAUUAUCCAACAGCUGCACCGCAGUGUUGUUCACCACCUGCCCACAUAGAUCCUAUGACCGGCUCUGCUAGUCCUGCAGCUUCGACAUACACCCACUGCAGCUUUUUCCAGAGUCCUCCAAUGCAGUCACCUUAUGCAGCUGAAUUUCUGUCCCCUAACUGGCCUUGUAAUACAUCUGAUGAAAACAGGAAGCCAGAUUUAAAUCUUGAAGCUGCGUUUCAGAUUGUUGAUGAGAUGCAUUUGUCACCCAAAGUUGAACUGGUGAAAGUGGAACCUGUGGAGAGCCAGUGUUCAACCCCUCAGUCUAACGGAAGUCAGCCACUGCAGGUUAAUAGUGAGAAUAGUGAUACACCUUCGACGGAGGAAAGCCAGCUAGAAUCUCUUACUCCUGUAGCUUCAGACACAUCAUUUCUGGUGGAAGCAGAUCAAGCAAUAAUUUGUUCUGCAUCACAGCCUGCUGAAUUUCUUUGUGCUACCCAUACCACUGUGCCUGUAGAAAGUGCUGCUGCUGAAAUAGUGCAAGAAUCUAUGACCACACAGGAAGCGUGUGAAAAACUGCAAGAACAACCACAUCACUGCCCAACUCAACCCUCUGUAAUGUUUGUUCUGGAAGGACCAUUCAUUCCAGAGCAGGACAAUACUAGUGUUAAAUAUGAAUUCAGUAUGUCAGAGAUAGAAGAGAGACAAUUCACUUCAGGAACUGAGCCUGUGAACAAAUCUGUAGAAGAGAUGGAUUCAUCUGUAAAACCUAGAUGCAGGAAAAGAAGACACAGUUCACACAACGACAAGUCCCCUGAUCUCCAUCUGCUGGUAGAUACAGCUUGCAAGCGGGGGUACCGUCCCGAGGAAGAAACAAGAGAGUGAGAAGUGAGUGACAAGUAUGUGAAAAUGUGCAGCAGCUGCCAGCUGGGUUCCCUUGUCGGACUCCAGCGGCAGUGCUUCGCACACAACGGGCACUUCGGAUCAUUUCAGCUGUGUUUUUUAAAAAAAAAACCUCUCUUUUUUUGCUCUCAUUUUAACUUUGUAGGUUAUUAGUCACUCCAUUUUUAACACUUCUGCCUUUAUACUUUCUAUCUGUUAAGUUAUAAAGUAUCUAGUGGUCAGAGUAUUUAAUACGAAGUAAUUACUUAGCUGUUUGUAUUCUUUAGAUAUGGAAAGUCUGAACUUUUUGUAAACAGGAAGCCUUAAAACCUUUUUCAAAACUUUCUUACUGGGAAGCCAAUUGUUUUUAGUGCUGUAUUUAGAAGCUUUUUAUUUAACAUUGUUGGAAGCUACAGUAUCCUCGGCAUAGAUAGUGUUUGGUGCUCUCACUGUCUUUGCUUGAAGUCAUACUGUGGCCCUUCACUGGGAAUUGUGUACGAAACAAAAGCAUAGGAAAGUCACAAGAUUCUGGGGCUGAAUGGGUCAAGGAUUUCAGGAGAGGAGCUAUAGGAAAGAUGAGCUAAUUUUCUAAGUCAUUAACCAGGAACUGCUCUUCCUUCCUAAACCAACGCUCUGUUUCAGCAGCAAAUGUAUCUUUUCUGGUGGGUAUCCAUUACAUAGGACAGCUGCUGAUCUUUUACAUUAAUGGGGAAUUCUUCUGUUUUAAUAAUUGUCUUUUUCUAACAGUAGCUAUAAUAAUAAGUUAUUUGUAGUUUUAGUGCUUUGUUUUAAAUAGCUCUUUAAAUGAUAUUUUUAACUUUUUAAAUAUGGUUGUAUUUAUAUUGAUAGUAGAUCUUAAGUUUUUAAUAGCUAUGCAUUUGUAUUUGUAUAAGGAUAAAGGGGGCAUGUUCUAUAUUUAUGUUGAAUACAUGUAGAAGAGCACGUAAAACAUAAAUUUAAUUGUUUCAUGCAUGUUGAUACUUCUGUUAUAAUUAAUUAGAGCCAGCCCUGAGCAAAGCGCACAAGAAAGGAGCAGAGAGAAUUUACCAGGACCACCUCAGUUACACCCUCCAGAGCUCUGUGUAGCUUCCAGCUGUGGUCAGGAUGCCCUAAGUGAACCCUGAGCUGUAGGAUGAACCGAGGUGGAACCUUUAGUUAUUCACCAGCAGCCCAAACUAGACACAGGCAAUCUGAGGAUGCUUUUAGGUAGGGUGAGCGGCAGCGUUACCAUACUGACUGUCCUCGGAUUUGUUACUCUUUAUUAUCUGUUAGGCUAGGUGCUUGCAUUCAAGUCCUGCUCCUCAAAUGAAACAACAUGGAAAGCAUUUCUAAAUGAAUGAGAGAGUUCAGGUAGUUAAAAGGAAAAGAUGUUUGAUGACAUUGCUGCAGCUUUGUCACCAGAGCUUGAUUUUGUGCUGCCCAGCUGAUGUGGCUUGAGACCGCUGGACGACGUGCAUGGAAGUAGUGGACGGUCCAUACGUCCUGUGGUAGUUUGUGCCGUUGGUAGGAGCAGGGCUUGAGGGCAUCGGUCUAGCCAUCCUGGUUCCAAGGUGUAAGGAGAUGGAGAUCUUGGGAAUUCAGCCUUAGCAAACUAGAGCUGCUGCUUCUUUAGGUGAAAUAAAACACAAAGGGAACUUCUUAGCUUACCUUUCUUGCUCCUGGUUACCACCAAAAGAUUUGAUACUUUCAGAGAUUUAAGUUAGGGGAGCCUAACUUAGGGGAGUCAUAAUGCUUUAUGAUUCUAAAGACAAAUGAUGAAAUCUUAGUAUUAAAAUUUUUUAAUAUGCUAAUUUUAAAAGGUUAUGGAGCUGGAUCUCCUGCAGUACAGCACUUUCUGAAUACACAUGCGUGUAAACUCUGUUCUUAACCAACUCACCGACAUACUGUGAGCGCAGGAGAAAGGGCACUCGCUACUUUAGGAAAUUAGUAUAGUAUUGUACAAGGCCUCACAAGUCUCUAGAUAGAAUUUCUAGCAUUUUAGCACCUUAACGUGGAUGUAGUUUAGUCGGUAAAUAAUAAGUAACUUCUAUAACAGGAUGUUUUUAACUAUAUUGUUGUUAAUGGGAACAGGGUGGGAUUUGUUUACCUUGAGGAUGUUCUUUUAUACCGCUGCUUAGGCAGCA